Molecule: messenger RNA, 936 nt
Organism: Gastrolobium bilobum
Lineage: Eukaryota; Viridiplantae; Streptophyta; Magnoliopsida; Fabales; Fabaceae
Exons: 2
Coding region: 1-936 (311 amino acids)
Source: RefSeq, a predicted model, not a curated record
AUGCAAUCAUUCACUUCAAUUCUCGCGUGCAUUGUUUUCUUAACCUCAAUAUUACACGUUUCACAUGCUCUGGAACACGGUGGCGGUGACUACCCUUCCUCCACCACCGUCCCUGCAUCUCCGACUCAAACACAGACCCAAAUCUGCCGUCUCGACCUCUCCAACGAGCUAUUCGGCGGCGUCAACGACGCCUGCGGCAAAAACCUCGACCGCAGCCGGUGCUGUCCGGUGCUCGCGGCUUGGCUUUUCGCAGCUCACGCACGAACGGCUCUGGAGGUUUCUGCUCCGGCUCCGGCGACCUCCGGCGAUCUUCCGAUGAUGCCAAACGACGACUCGCAGAGAUGUGUGAACUCGCUCCAAGACUCGCUUCGUAAACGAAACAUUCAAAUCCCACAACCCAACGCGAGCUGUGACGCCAUAAUGUGUUUCUGUGGGAUCAGGCUUCACCAGUUAAGUUCCCUGAAUUGUCUCUCUGCGUUUAACGUUUCUUCUUUAAUUCGCAACGUCUCUCGUGCUCAAAACGCAACCCCUAGUGCUGCCGUUCGAAACUUGGAGAAGAAUUGCCGUAACUCUUCCUAUGCUGGUUGCACCAAAUGCCUCGGUGCCCUACAAGAGGUAAAAGUAUACAAGAAGGAGAGCAAGGAGAAUGAGAGGGCUAGGAAGAUGUUCAACCGAGACUGCCAACUGAUGGCUCUGACAUGGCUUCUAGGGAGGAACAAAACGGCGUAUAUACCAACUGUUUCGGCGGUGUUGCGUGCAGUUAUGUACGGAGCUCAUCCACACGAAACCAAAUGUAGCCCUGACCAGGAGAACAUGCCCUUGGCCGUUGAUUCUCUGCAAUUCGAAAAGAGCCAGGCCUCAUCUUCGCCGUUGAUAUUACUUUGGAUAACGCUUGUGCUUGUGCCACUGAUCGUCCUGAACUCUGCUUCUGUUUGA